AUGCGCCUCUCGUCUUCGAUACUCCUCAUUUCUGCAGCAGUCUUGGUGUGCGGCUCCAGCUCUGGGGCAUCGGAUGUCCAUCAUUCGGCUGGAGCUCGGCCCGAAGCUGAGACUGACAGCGCCAAUCGUGUCAAGCGGCUACCGCAAACGUACGACGCCAUGGAUGACGAAGACCGGGCGUCCACCAUUCUGGCAACAACACUGCUAACUGACUUGGGCAUAAAAGCCAAAGGAACUCUGCUGAGUGAUUUAAGAGGAGCUCGCAAGCAUCAAGUCCUUGUCGAUUACCUUAGCAGCUUAAGAGGUAGAGCGACUGGUCAAGUUCCUGGGCUCGCCGCCAAACCCGCGGCAGAAGAAGGUCCUGUGGUGCUUGAAGGCUUGAAAAGAAACAAGAAGUCAAGACAAGCACGUCAAGUUGCCAGCAAAAGCCCGGUCGAACUGUAUGAGCAAGAGCUGGCCGCAAAGAAGAUUCAGGAGGCCACGGAGAAGGUGGCUAAAGAGAGGGUCGCAAAAAUGAAUUUUUGGAUGUCAGCGGGGUAUUCCCCCGACAAGGUGCUCUCGCUUCUACGGCAGGAUAAGGGUGGGUUCGACGUCCUCAGGGAAUCAGACCUUCUCACUAUGCAGCUUUUCAUCACUAAAUUCAAAACGAAGAAUACGGGAUCGAAGGACACGCUACUACAAGUGUUGUUGAGAGGCUACAAUGACGACGAGUCUAGUCUUGCCAUCGUGCUGUCAUUUGCGAAGGAGGAUCCCGGCGACUCGCUUCUUGCAAGAACGGUUCAAACGCAGCUACUGCAGGGCUGGGUAGAGAAGGAAAAAUCCUUCGAUGAAGUUUACCAACAAAUGAAGAUCGCCACCAACGCCAACCUAGAGAAGGAGAAGAGAUUGUCGUACACCAUUGUCGAUACGAUGAACACAUACAUCGGCUUGCAUAACAAGAAGGCGCUUUCUUCUUGGAAAACCGAGGGACCGACAGAUACUCGUUUCGGCUUGUUCAACAAAAAGGCGCUUUCUCCUUGGAAUGUCGUGGAUGUGUUUACGACUAUACGGGUAACGAUAAACGAUGACCUCCUCCUUGCACUUUGGCUUUCCCAAGCAAAGACAAUGGGCCACAACGUCAACGACCUUGAGAAUGGUUUGUAUUCAGCUUGGCUGUUUAAGAAAAAGACGCCAAGCAGUGUCUUUGAUGAACUCUACCGUCGUCUGGGGGACGACGAGAUGUACCAGAUCGAACAGAUUGUGGCUUCCUACUCUAACGUGUUUUCCAAGUAG
Messenger RNA from Hyaloperonospora brassicae, 1272 nucleotides. The record is from the annotation of a GenBank genome assembly. NCBI's taxonomy places the organism in Eukaryota, Oomycota, Peronosporomycetes, Peronosporales, Peronosporaceae.